This is a messenger RNA of Camellia sinensis, 891 nucleotides long. The record is from RefSeq and is a predicted model, not a curated record. Lineage: Eukaryota; Viridiplantae; Streptophyta; Magnoliopsida; Ericales; Theaceae.
AUGGAUGGAGUGCUUAUAGCAAAUGAGGUGGUGGAUUGGUGGAAAAAAUCAAAGAAGAAUGGCCUCAUUCUCAAAUUGGACUUUCAGAAAGCAUACGACACUGUUAACUGGAACUGGUUGAACAUAUUGUUGUCAAGAGCUAAGGAAUUGAGGAUUAUAAUAGGAAUGGCAGUGGGUGAUAGAGAGGUUAACAUAUCGCAUCUACAGUUCGCUGAUGAUACUAUUAUAUUCUCUAAGGUUGACUGGGCUGAGAUUGUGGCUGUGAAACGCAAUUUGAGAUGCUUUGAAGUGGUCUCGGGAUUGAAGAUAAAUUUUUAUAAAAGUAUGAUUUGUGGUGUGGGAGUUGAAGAUGGGUUGGUUGAAGAGUUUGCAGCCAAACUUAACUGUUUGAGUCAUAAGCUUCCACUAAAGUAUUUUGGGUUGCUACUUGGAGCCAACCCAGAUGAGGCUUUGUGGAAAUCUAUGAUAUGUGCCAAAUAUGGUGUAUCUGGGUGUCAUUGGUUUCCUCCAUUGAAUGAUCUUGUUUCUAUUUCUAUUAUCUGGAGAGAUGCUCUUGCUGUGUCAUAUUUAAAUCUUAGGUUGUAUAACUUCUAUGUGGAAAAUGUGGAGCUUAGGAUUAGUGAUGGAAAUAGGGUGAAGUUCUGGAAUGAUAUUUGGAUGAGAACAUCAAGUCUCAAAUCCCAAUUUCCUAGGUUGUACCAGCUGAAUUUAGAAAAUGAGAUCACCUUGAAAAUGCAGAUUUCUUGUAGAGAUAGUACCAACAAAUGGUGUUUUAAUUUUAGAAGGCCUCUCUUUGGCUGGAAAAAAGAUGAGUGUGAUCAGUUGCUGCAAAUCUGCUACUCUGAUCUGGCUGCUGUGAAACUUUGUUUGUUCUGGUUUUCUGUUGUUUAA